AUGGGAGUUGUUGACGUGCUUAUGGACCGAAACGCCGACGUUUCAAGCGGUAGGGUUCACGUUGCUCCUAAGAUAGCUCCAGCUGGGUCUGAGACUGAGGAAGAGGUCGAAGUCAAGGAAUGCACCAAGGAUGAUUCUCUUUCUGGAGCUCAAAACUCUCCUAAAACCCCUAAAGUUUCAAAGCGUGAGGUUCCUCUGAGGAAGCAUGUAGAUGAAGAUGAUAAUUGCUCCAUUGCUUCUUCCGUGGCAACUUCCUUGAGAAGGGCUAAGUCCGGAGUGACUCAUGGAAGUGCUCCAACGUUUAGGAGUGCUCAACGUGCUGAGCAGCGCAAAGAGUAUUACCAAAAGCUUGAGGAGAGAAACCAAGCGCUUGAAGCCGAAAGGAACGAGAUUGAACAAAAGCAAAAGGAAGAACAAGAAGCAGCGUUGAAAAAACUUAGAAAGAAUCUCAAGUUCAAGGCUAAACCAGUCCCUAACUUCUACUACGAGUCGCCUCCUGCAAGACCUGAGCUCAAGAAGGUUCCUUUGACUCGUCCCAAGUCGCCAAAACUCAUCCUUUCUCGGAGAAAAAGCUGCAGCGACGCAGUCAGCUCAUCGUCCCGUGAAGAGGUUCCGAAGACAGUCUCUAACAGGAACAGACACAGCACCGGAACAGUUCAGAACAAGAACACCAAUGAUGUGCAAGACAGCCCUCGUUCAAGAUCAGGCAAGGGUAAAACUGGGCUUAAACCAGUCAACGAGUCCUUGGAAGAAGCUUGUGAGGUUUGA
Molecule: messenger RNA, 768 nt
Organism: Eruca vesicaria subsp. sativa (arugula)
Lineage: Eukaryota; Viridiplantae; Streptophyta; Magnoliopsida; Brassicales; Brassicaceae
Source: the annotation of a GenBank genome assembly